Chaetomium globosum CBS 148.51 is the source of this 927-nucleotide messenger RNA. RefSeq lists its product as uncharacterized. The record is from RefSeq and is a predicted model, not a curated record. NCBI's taxonomy places the organism in Eukaryota, Fungi, Ascomycota, Sordariomycetes, Sordariales, Chaetomiaceae. The transcript has 3 exons. The coding region runs from base 1 to 927 and encodes 308 amino acids. Gene Ontology annotation, molecular function: DNA binding.
AUGUACCAGUACAACGGAUGCCCGCCAGCGGCGCAGAAGGCCGUGCUCUCCAUCUCUGAGAUGCUGAACCCCGCGGCGCCGGUUAGCCAUCACUCAGCCCGGUACGGGGCGGCAUCGUCACCAGGGGCGUGGUCCCCGAGUGACGCGGCCCCGUCUCCCAGUAAUUACACCUACUCCUCCCAGCCGGAACGUACUGGCUGGGAAUACCACCCGUCGGCCGCCGCCUGGGAGAGUGACCCGGCCCCCCGCCGCUACCCAGCAACCCCAACAACACGGCUCCCGCCCAUCUCAGUGCCGCCCUCAGAGGGCCCGGCGGGAGGGUACGCCGGAGACGGUCAUAGAAACAGCCACAGCUCCUGGGGCGGCGGCAGCGGAGCCAGCUCGCCAAGGGUAUUUGGUAGCUUCACGCCCGUCGAAGGCGCCCGUCAACAGCACCUCCCCACGGGGGGCGGCCUCGCCCGCGGCGAACGGGAGACAUCGCUAUCCACACUGGACGGCUCGGAGGGACCAGCCAAAGCAUCGGGGAAAACACGGCAGAACUUCCCGGGGCCCGUCACCAAGGUCUUUAACGAAUGGGCCGAGAAGCGGAUCUUGGUAAACGACGACCGGUGCCGUUUCACCAAGAGCGAAAUGGUCACCAUCGCAUCAGUAACAGACGUCGAGCUGAAACAAGUCGAAAACUGGUACACCAACCACCGGCGCCGGGGCUUCCCGCAACAAAUGAUCGACGUGCUGCACCGCGAGGCCAAGGCCGUGGAGCGCAAGUACCGCGAGGCGGACCAGCUGGCGGCGCAGCAGCAACAGGAGGGGACGGCGACCCCGGGGGAGGUGCUGCGCGCGCAGGCCGAGGCGGUCCGGGCUGCGGGCGCGCCUGGCCGAUCUCCAGGCAGUGGGAACAGGCGGCGAGGCAAAGGCUGGCGGCGCUGA